This is a messenger RNA of Pangasianodon hypophthalmus (striped catfish), 7540 nucleotides long. It is a transcript of the gene mast3b, whose product is annotated as microtubule associated serine/threonine kinase 3b. Lineage: Eukaryota; Metazoa; Chordata; Actinopteri; Siluriformes; Pangasiidae. Gene Ontology annotation, biological process: peptidyl-serine phosphorylation; intracellular signal transduction. The transcript is spliced from 26 exons. The record is from RefSeq and is a predicted model, not a curated record. Gene Ontology annotation, molecular function: protein serine/threonine kinase activity; protein binding; magnesium ion binding. Bases 1038 to 5252 code for a protein of 1404 amino acids.
UGUUCAUGAGAUGGAUUGCCUGAGGAAAGAAAGUGCUCCUUUGCCUGUCUGUUCUGGUGCUCGGUGCUCAGUAGCGUCGACCAGACGGCAACAGUUCAAAGAGGGAGUGUGCUGGAUGUGAGGGGUCCAGAGUGAUUUUGCCAGCCCUUUUGCUCACUCUGGAUAAGUACAGUUCUGGGAGAGUGGGGAGGGGUGUACCAGUGAUUCGCUCAGCAGUCCAGACGAUCCUCUGUAGUCUUCUGAGAUCAGGUUUGGUAGAUGAGCUGAACCAGACAGUUAUUGAGGUGCAGAGGACGGAUUCAGUGAUGGCAGAGUAGAACUGUUUCAGCAGCUCCUGGGCAGGUUGAACUUCCUCAGCUGGCGAAGGAAAUACAACCUCUGCUGGGGCUUUUUAACAGUGGACUCAAUGUGAAUGCCCCACUUCAGGUCCUGAGAGAUAGUGUUGCCCAGGAACCUGAAUGACUCCACUAUCGUAACAGUGCUGUCCAUGAUGGUGAGUGGGGGGUGUGCAGGGGGGUUCCUCCUGAAGUCAACUAUCAUCUCCACUGUUUUGAGCAUGUUGAGCUCCAGGUUGUUAAGACUGCACCAGACAGCCAGCUCUUUUACCUCCUGUCUGUAGGCAGACUCGUCACCAUCGUAUUAUUAUUAUUAUUAUUAUUAUUAUUAUUAACAAACUCUGGAGUCCUCCAAAGCAAUAUGAGAAGCAUUUUUUUUAAUACUUAAGAGUUCUGUGCACUGAUGUAUUCCUGUUUUCACCUAAAGCUACAGUGCAUGUUUUUUUUUCUAUUAUUAUUAUAAUUUUUUGUUGUUAAAAAUGAAACAAAAACAUGAUUAUUGAGUUAGGGGAAGAAAACUUACUCUGAUAUGAUGUGAUUAUAACCCUGUAAUGGUAAUGUACAGUCAGUGUUGUGUCAGGGAAUUACAAAGAAGUCCAGUUACAUGGUGACAGGAGCCGCAGCAAAUCAGGAGUUAAGAGUGUGUCAGAGUGUAAACAAUGCAAAUGGGAGUGAGAGAGUGAAAGAGUCCGAUACUACACUAUGAGAGGAAGAAGGAUUCUGAACUGUCGGAGUUGUAUUUUUUUUCCUGCUGCCAGCAGUCCUUUAGAUAGCCCAAGAAAUGUGUCAGCCAUCGCCUCCCUCAACUUCCCUUUUGCCCGCAGCCACCUGGCUCGAACUGACAGGGCAGAAGGUAGGAGGUGGUCACUGGCCUCACUUCCAUCAUCUGGCUAUGGCACCAAUCCACCCAGCUCCACUGUCUCUUCCUCCUCCUCUUCCCAAGAACGUUUGCACCAGCUUCCAUACCAGCCCACACAAGACGAGCUUCACUUCCUGUUCAGACACUUCCGUAGCUCGGAGAGUAUGACAGAUGAGGAUGGCCGAAGCUCAUCUUUCAUACGCCCACGCUCCCGUAGUCUUAGUCCUGGACGAACAAGUGGCUCCUUUGACAGCGAAACUGUGAUGAUGAACCAUGUUUACAAGGAGAGGUUUCCUAAGGCGACAGCGCAGAUGGAGGAGCGCUUGCUGGACAUCGUCACACACUGUUCUGCCGACAGCACUUUACCUCUGGGAGAUGGAGUGCUGGGUUUCAUCCAGCACCAGCUGGUGGAGCUCGCCAGAGACUGUCUGGACAAGUCACAGAAAGGCCUGAUCACCUCCCUCUACUUUCUAGAGCUGCAGGAGAAUCUUGACAAGCUGCUGCAUGAGGCGCUGGAGCGUUCUGAGAGUGAGGAGGUCACAAUCAUCACCCAGCUGGUAAAGAAGAUUCUCAUCAUCAUAUCGCGCCCUGCAAGGCUGUUGGAAUGUCUGGAGUUUGACCCUGAAGGGUUCUAUCACCUCCUGGAGGCAGCAGAGGGGCAUGCUAAAGUUGGCCAAGGCAUCAAAACUGACAUUCCCCGUUACAUCAUCAGUCAGCUGGGCCUAAAUCGAGAUCCCUUAGAUGAAGUGAGUCAGCUAGAGGAAAACUAUGAUUCUGGGCCCUCCCUUAACGUGGACACAGAGGAGCCUGAUCAGAAUAAGUCUGUGCUCACCCCACCCCGAAGGAAACCACUGGAGAGUGACUUUGAAACCAUAAAGUUGAUCAGUAAUGGAGCAUACGGAGCUGUGUACCUGGUGAGGCACAAGGAAACUCGCCAACGGUUUGCAAUGAAAAAGAUCAACCGGCAAAACCUGAUCCUGAGGAACCAGAUCCAGCAGGUGUUUGUAGAGCGGGACAUCCUGACAUUCGCAGAGAACCCUUUUGUCGUCAGUAUGUUCUGCUCUUUUGAGACCCGUAGGCACCUCUGCAUGGUCAUGGAGUAUGUGGAAGGCGGUGACUGUGCGAAUUUGCUCAAAAACAUGGGCCCACUGCCGGUUGAUAUGACCCGAUUGUACUUCGCGGAGACCGUUCUAGCUUUGGAAUACCUUCACAGCUACGGCAUAGUACACCGAGAUCUCAAACCUGACAACCUGUUGAUAACCUCAAUGGGGCACAUUAAGCUGACAGAUUUUGGCCUCUCCAAGAUUGGUCUGAUGAACAUGACGACAAAUCUCUACGAAGGCCAUAUUGAGAAAGACACCAGAGAGUUCAUCGACAAGCAGGUUUGCGGCACGCCUGAGUACAUUGCGCCAGAGGUUAUUCUACGGCAGGGUUAUGGCAAACCAGUAGACUGGUGGGCUAUGGGAAUCAUACUUUAUGAGUUUCUGGUGGGCUGUGUGCCCUUUUUUGGAGAUACACCAGAAGAACUUUUUGGGCAAGUUGUCAGUGAUGAUAUCAUCUGGCCAGAUGGGGAUGAUGCUUUGCCAGUGGAUGCCCAGGACCUGAUAACGCGGUUGCUGAGACAAAAUCCUAUUGAACGACUUGGGACAGGGGGAGCAACAGAGGUCAAACAGCAUACAUUCUUCACCGGCCUGGAUUGGAACGGGCUGCUUCGCCAAAAAGCUGAAUUUAUCCCUCAGUUAGAAGGAGAUGAUGACACUAGUUAUUUUGAUACUCGAUCCGAUCGCUAUCAUCAUUUAGUUUCUGAUGAAGACGAUGACGAAACAAAUGAUGACGAGUCUUCCCUUGAAAUUCGACGGUUUUCCUCAUGGUCAAAUCGUUUCAGCAAGGUAUACAGCAGCACAGAAUAUCUGGCCACGCCAUCCAAUCUGAGUUUCUCAUCUGACCGAAGUCACAGUGAAGAGCAUGAGGAGCGUUCAGAUGGCCGAGAGAGCCAUUCACCUGGAGAGAUGCACAGACAGAGCAGCACAGGAGCCCCGGAUAACAGGAGACUCUCAGGACAGCGACCAUGCCUGCGACCGAGAGCCUCAUCCAGCUCCUCCCAGCCAGACAGGUGUGUAAGCCCUCUGGUGGCGAGCAGUACACACAGCCUGGAAGCCAUGCCACGUGUUGCACUCUCCACUGAUGACGAAGCUGAGGUGGUUGUAUCCAACCUGCGACGAAUCAGGCUGCGUAGCAACAGUACAGGAACAAAGCACUCAUCUCCAAGGGAACACGGCAGUCCACGAUGUUUUGGCAACCAGCUUGAAACCCCUGACAGACAGCAUCUCUCUCCAGGGGGCAAAGUGCCAAAAUCUGCCUCUGUCUCAACACUGUCCCUCAUCAUUACUCCAGAUGACAUGAGCGGAGGUCUUCAGGCCAGCCCCAUUUCCCCACACUCCAUUUCUUCCAAUCCCUCAUCCCGAGAUUCCUCCCCAAAUCGAGACUUGUCCCUCAGCAUCAGCUGCCUGCGGCCUCCCAUCUUUAUCCAUAGCUCAGGCAAGAAGUACGGCUUCACCCUGCAGACUAUCCGUGUCUACAUCGGAAAUAGUGACGUUUACACCAUCCAUCACAUGGUCUCGAGUGUGGAGGAAGGCAGUCCUGCUCAUGAGGCGGGCCUGAGAGCAGGAGAUCUGAUCACUCAUGUGAAUGGAGAGUCAGUGCAGGGACUGGUGCACACAGAGAUGAUGGAGCUGCUUCUUAAGAGUGGUAACAAGGUGGCCUUGCAGACCAUUGCCCUAGAGGACACAACAAUUAAAAUCGGACCAGCACGGAAAACCAGCUACAAGGGCAAGAUGGCCCGUCGCAGCAAGAGGAGCAGGAGAAAGGACAACCAGGACCGACGGCGAAGCGUCCUAAAGAAGCUGUCUAAGCAGAGCACGGUAAUGCACAGCAGUCGCAGCUUCUCCUCUGGCCUCCAUCACUCUGUUUCCUCCAGCGAGAGUUUGCCUGGCUCCCCUACGCACAGCCUGUCCCCUGGACCUUCCACACCAUGCCGCAGCCCAGUUCCAGACCACGCUGCUGAUGUAAACUUUCCCCAAAGUGGCUCGCCAUGCUCCAGCUCACCAAGUUCUCCAGCUGUCCAAAUGCGGCCCAGCUCACUUCAUGGCCUGGGAUCCAAACUGGGCGCUCAACGUUACGCUAAAGUUGGUCGACGCAAGUCAACCAGCAGCAUUCCCCCAUCACCAUUGGCCUGCACUUCCUCCCCCCAGGCCCUGUCUCCACAGCACUCCUCUUCUCCUUUACCCAGCAUCACCAAGACCCUUCAUUCCUACCAUGGUAAAACACUGUCCCCUCCUACUAUUGUUCGUCACGGGGUUCGACCCCGCAGCACCGAGAUUCCUGUCUCGCCCCUACUGAAGAGAGUCCAGUCUGCUGAAAAGCUCUCUGGUGUCUUCCAUGGAGAAAAAAAGGCCCACGGUCCACGACGGCACACUUUAGAGGUUCCUCACUGUGAGUUGGACGUGGGUGGAGAUGCAGAGGUGGAGUCUCAAUAUGGCUCAGACCAUGGCAGACUUGGGGGAUUUGCUGCUGGCCAGAUUGUGGUGAUGCGAAAGCUCAAUCUGUCCGAGCGCCGCGACUCCUUUAAAAAGCAGGAGGCCGUGCAGGAAGUAAGUUUUGAUGAGCCAGAUGAAAGAGCCGGUCAGACUCCAGCCACACCAAGCAUACAGGCUGAUGCUCGGCCCAAGCACAAAGCUGAGUGGGUGGUGCCAAACCCGCAGUCCAGGGAGGAGUGUGUGGUCAGGAGGGUCCCUCUGGUUCCCCAGAUCGCUGUUCAGGGCUCAGAGAGUGAGGAGCUGGAGGACUGGCAGCCAUGUUCUGAUGAGGAAGCCGAGGGGAAAAACACAAGUGGGAGUUUGGACUCUCACCCAGAAGACAAGGGAAGACCAGAGAGUGCGUGUUCUUCCAGCAUUUCAUCAGACAGCUCCUCAGUGGCAUCUAAGAGCAAAGGUCACAUUACUGGCACAGAAGAAACCUCAAGCAUGAGUCCAAGGAAGGGGAAACUCAGAGGAAAAUGACUUGGCUAAUGUUGAUGUCACUUUAAUAUUCCAUACUCGAGUUGACAAGGAAGUUAUCUGUACUCCUCUCUCAGCGCUCCUGCUGAAUGAGUAUAAGUGAGAGCGAUUGGGUUGGAAUGCCAUUUAGUGUCUUGUAAAUUCAAUUUAAAAAUGAAGUAAGCUAGAUUUUUACAGGGGAAUAUUUAUAAUUUUUUAAUGUGUUGGAAUUCUAAUGAUGGUGAAAAAGAAACCUGAUGGUAACCAGCUGGUAUUUUGAACCAUCGAAUGGGGAAUGACUUGACAUUUUUAUGAAAAUGUAUUUUCAGGCAGUUUGUAUGUUUGUAUAUCAAGUGUAACUAACAUGGUGAAUUAUCACAAAAGACUAGGUGUGAGAUAAGAAUCAUGUAGUGUUUUAAGCGAGGGCUAAACAUACAAACAUGCAUUUGGUUGGUCAUGGUUUUCAACUUGUCAGUAUUUUUGGCUUAUUGAACUCCACCAUCUAGUCCAGUUCUCACAGCUUCAUACACAAAUCUUACUGUAUUAGGUUCUUUGUAGGUUUUUUUGUGUGAUCCACUGCAUUUUGCACCAUCUAACCCCACUUUGUUAUGUAGGCUAAGGGUAUUUCGGCUCAGGGCUUUUGGCUGUAGAAGUUUCACAGUUCACUUGGUGUUUGUAAGGUGUUAGAUUUAUUAGCAGCAGAUGUAGGUUUUUUUUUAUGUUUGUACAGAUUUGAUUGAUGGAUAUUGUGGUGCCUCAAAGUUAACAUAUAGAUGGUAGUGACUCUUUUUAACUGUGGAACCUAGUUUUAUGUUCAUUAGUCUGAUUUCUACUGUAUAUUCAUGUUAUGGAAACUAUGCUAACUGGAAAACUGCAGAACAUUUCCAUAGGCAAACUUGAAUGGGUCCCCUGCUUCAACUGCAUUUCCAGUAGGGCUCUCAAAGCUUUUCUCUGUUUCCUAAAACAAAGUUUUAUUUCUGCAGAUAUCUCAUCCCUUAAAAGGGAUUUUAAAAAGAAGAGCUUUCAGUGAGUAUAAAACUUUCAGAUACUUGCAAUGCAUAUUUAUUAAACCUUAUUUAAGACGUCCUGUCAAAUUCCCUUAAAAUCACAAUUUUACAGGACUUCUUUUUUUUUUUCCCCCAAAUGAACUUGGUGUGCUUGUUAUGCAUGUGAUUAUAAUGUGGUUUCUAAACCAUAUUGUUUUCUAUAUGUAUUCCGUAGCUUGUUUAUCUAACUACCUAUUGUAUAGGGAGAAUGUUUACAUUUUUUCCAUUGACUUAAGGGUUUUUUGUGCAAAUACGUGUGUCUUAGCUUGCCCUUAGCAACUGAAUUUUCUAAAUAUUUGAAAUGCAAAUAAUAGAAGUGCAGUUUUCUCUUAACACUGAUCUGUUAAACAAUCUCAUCUCCCUAAAAUCUCUUUUUCUUCCCCCAAAAAAUACAAAAAUGCCCAAAUGACCGCAUUUUUCUGUAUAGGUGUACUACAGUUUAAUGAACAUUAAUGAUUUCAACUGCUUAUUGGAAGAGGUUCAUGAUUUUUCAACGUAGUUAGCAGGAAGCUUUUUUUUUUUUUUUGAAACAUGAACAAAUCUUUUUUUUUUUUUUUUUUUGUCUGAAAAAAAAAAAUACUCUCCUGGUACUUUGGAGUCUCUUAUAGUGCAAAACUGCAUCCUGCUACUAUCCUUUGGUGCUACUUGAAUCUGUAAUGCAUUCCAUGUUUGACGGUAAUUAAUGUCUCAUACGGCAUAAUUUUGAGACCCUUGAUUAAUUGCAUGCUGCAUGUAUUUUAUAGUGAGCACACAACAAAUGCUCGCAUGGCAUUCAGUGCAAUAUGUGUCUCCUGGUGCAGUACAACCAAGCCUAUGACUUUCCGUAAAGUUUGCAGUGGUUCUAAUCAGUUAGAAAUGACUAUGUUAAUUUUAAUAUUACUGCUCACUAUAUAUUGUGACUAUAAAUUAUUUGUUCUUUCCUAACUAGUUGUGUAGCACCUGAACCUCCUUAAUUAACCAAUGGUAAGAUGGGUUGUUUCUGCUUUAAUUUUAUCCUGUCCAGAUCUGGUCAAAAAGAACUGGAAGUUAUGCCGAUGACCAGGAAAAUAAAAAAUAAAAAAAAUAAAUCAGUUUUGUAUAUUUAUAUGCAAUAGUGAUGUUCUUCUUCCUCCAUUUCUUCACAUCUGUGAGGAUCAUUGGUUUUUUUUUUUUUUUGGUCUGUGCUGGUUUGUAAAAAUACUUUUAUAUCUAUUUUUUGUAAUGUUGUUAUACUUGUUGGCCAGCCCAGUCAAUGCUUUGUAAUAAAUCAUCACGUGUUGGCUCUAA